UUUCGAUGCUGCACAUUAACGGAUGUUAAAGUACUUUAAGUGAAUUGUGGGUAAGCGAUGUGAUCGCUGGAUACAGACGUGGGAGUUACUUCACUAAUUGCCAUAAGUGGAGGCCACCAGUAUUGAAUUCAAGUUUGUCUCUACAUUGUACUAGUCAUCAUUAGAUGUGUUAUAAUCUUCCAGUUUUUAUCACUGAACAAGCAAUUUUUGGUUUUUUAUAAUGUCUCAGGAAGCCUCAUUAGAAGCUUCUGAGACUGAAGAUCUGAGCCUUCUGGAAUCUACUGAAAUGACCACCAUUAACCCCGAUGGUGCCCAUGGGAGCAGCCAUAUUGAGAGUUCGGAUUUGGAAAUUAGUUCAGAUGUAGGCAAACAAAAGUCCCCCAGUGAUUGCUUUCCCACUACAUCCCAUAGUGCUCCAGAAUCUUCCGGCCUUGAUGGUACCAAUCAGAUCUCCUCUGAACCAAGCCAUGGAAGUUCCGACAAAGCUGCAAGUGUCUUUGCCAGUCUUGGGCUGUCAUCAGAAGAUUUUGAUGAACUAGCUAAAAUCCCCGAGAAGAAUCGCAGUGUUGAAAUGAUUUCCCGAAUUUUAUUGCAGAUGAAGUCACAAAAAGGAGAGAUGGAGCAGCUAUCACAGAGAAUACGAGAAAUUCAUUCUCCUGUGCAGGAAAGAACACAUCGAGGUUCCAGGGGUAAUUGGGAAGUUAAACGCAGUAGAACAGAUAACUCUGAUGACUCCGUUGGUCUCCGGCAGUCUGGAAGAUACAGUCACUACAGACCAAGGGAGAAGUUAUCUGGCUCUUAUGAGAGACUUAAUUAUGAUGACAGAGUGAGAAGCAGUGGUAGGGUACCUUAUUCUGAGCAACAUCGUGGAUACCACAGGUCUGAAUAUGAUCGACUGGGGUCAUCUAGUGGGCAAGUUUGGUCCAAAUUGGAGAAAAGGAAGGGACUUCCACCCUCUUACAAGAUUGAGGAUUACUAUGGUGUAUUACCUGGGUCUUUCCCUCACGUGUGCACCAUUUGUGACUGUGAUAUUUUUUUAGUUAAGGACUGGGACUGGCACAUUGGUGGAGCGGGUCAUGCCAAGUCAUGUCAGAUUCUUAUUGAUCAAUAUCCAGAUUGGGUCCCAAGUGGAAUCCAUGAAGAUCUUCGGCUAGUAUCCAGUUCACGACUUGGAUCAGAGAUGGUAGACUCUCCUCCUUAUCGGUUGCAAAGAAGAGGAGUGAGCUCUGACUGGAGUAGUGGAAGAGGAAAGUCAAACCAGGGACAUAAGAGGAAAACACGCAAAUAUGUUGCAGAUAGCAGAGUUGUAGUUGCAGCUUUCAGUAAAGCAUCGUGUUCAAUAACAGAUCUGCUUGAACUUGCCAAGCCAUUUGGAACUGUAACAAAUCAUCUAGAGUUAGCAAACGAGGCAUUUCUGGAGAUGCUUACGCAUGAUGAAGCCAAAGCAAUGGUUGAUAAAUAUAAAUCGUCACCUCCCACAGUCGGUGGAAGUCGGAUUAAGAUUUAUUUGUCAACUGUUCUUCGGACUAUUGAGAAACAAAAGCCUGACCAUGGCACUGGGCAUUCAGUAAUUUAUAUGUGUAAUCUACCUUCUGCAAAAGACAUGACAUCUGAGUUGAUGGAUUUGGCUAAACGUUUUGGGCCUGUGAAAGACAGUCUUAUUUUACAGCAUGAGGCCUUUCUGGAAAUGGUGAACCCUGCUGAUGCUGAAAAGAUGGUCAAGUACUAUCGACUCAAUCCACUUAAAAUGAAAGGCUACAGGAUCAGACUUGAAAUCUGCAGGAAGUACAAAGACCUCAGUUCAAAAACAACCUUUGCUGAUGAUUUGGAAAGCAGAAAAACCAGGCAACAAAGUAAUGACUCUAGCAGCAACCAGUCCAAAACUGUGACCAAAGAUGAAGACUCUCAGAAAGAGGAAUCUGAUACGCCAAAGGAUGAAAAGGAAAAUGAAUCCGAUCUAAUUUCUGAUACAGUGGAUCAUGAAAGUGAAGGUUCUGAAGAGGAAGAUGUAGCCUCAGGAGACCUAAAUGAAAAGGUUGUCAAGUUGGACAUUGUUGAGGAAUUAAACAAAAGCACAUCGCAUCAGUCGGAUGAAAGUCAUAAAUGUCAGAAUCUGGAAUAUCAGCAGGAAAUCAAAAACAAGCCUGUGGAACAAGUGGAAAGUGCUGAGGUGCAAGAAGAGCCCUCUGAUUUAUUGUUUCAGUGUUCAGACAAUAAAACAGAAGGGCCAAAAGAAGAAUGUUUGGAAACAACAGAGGAAAUGCUGACAGAUCCAACGACACAGGACAAGAACACUACAAACAAUGCUGAAACAGAAACGUCAACUGCGUCCCAGAUUAUAGAGCAAAUGGAGACUAAUGAACUUGAGGAAAGGAACUUGGAAGAAUCUUUUUAUCUUGAAGAGGAUGAAGAACUUGAGGCAGAUUUUCCUGAAAACCUAGAGGAUUUUGUUACUUUGGAUGAGGUGGGAGAUGUUGAAGCAGUUGAAACGUCAAAAAGAGAGUCAGGAACUUCUUCCAAAGAUCUCAAGUCGACAAAGGAAAGAAGAGUUGUCUCUAUAAGUCACUUUGUGAGGAAAAAAAACUUUGAGAAAGAAAUUCUCAAACUUGCUGAAUCUUUUGGCAAUGUAAUAAACUACUUGAUACUUGGUUAUAAGAAGGUGGCUUUUUUGGAAAUGCCAUCAAGCGAGGCAGCAAGAAAAAUGGUUGAAUUUUACAAUACAAAUUCAGCUAUGGUUUGUGGAGAAACGGCAAAGGUUCAUCUUUCAAACACAUAUAAGACUAUGAAUAAUGUUGGACGGGUGGUAUACUUGAAACCCCUGCCACCCACAAGAUUUUUGGAUAAAUACAUCCUGAAUCUUUCAAAAUCCUUUGGAAAAGUUAGGAUUUACUUAAUUCUUCAUGCACGAGAUGAGGCUUUUGUUGAAAUGGAGUCCUCUGAUGCUGCUUAUAGAAUGGCAAAUCAUUACAGAGAUAAUCCAAUAUUGUUUUAUGGAAGAAAGAUUCGUAUUUCCUUAUGCAAAAAGUAUAAAAAACUAACAAAAGGGAAAAGACCUUCCUUACACUCUUCUGAAACUGAAGAGCAUCUUGAUAGAGAGGAAAUAGAAAGUAGCAAAGGCCAUAGGGGACCUUCGAAGAGUAAGUUAAAGGCAAAAGAAAAAGUUGGUACUUCUGAGAAAAGAACCCAUAGCCAUGAAUCAAGAAGCAGUCAGAAGGUUACAACUGAAAAAGAGGAAGGAGAAUCUGAAAUGAAAAAAUUAAAAAUGGAAGAGGAUGACAUGAAAGUAGAAGAACACAUAAAUGAAGAUUCUGACCAAGGCAUUGUCUGUAUCAUGACAGAAGAAGAGGAGGAGAAACUGGAAGAAAUUAUUUUGGUGAAUAGUAACCCUUCAGAAACGUGUGGCAGCCCAAAGGGCUCUGAGGCAAACCCUGAGACAGUAAAUAAAGAAGUUGAGUGCCAUAAAGUUGAAGAUGACAAACCUGAUGUUGGUGAAUGUGCAAAUCUGGAGGCAGAAUCUGAGAAUUCCGUCUCAAACAGUGAGAAUGUGACUACUGCUAAAGAAGAGAAGAAGCUAAAUGAAGAUAGUCUUCUGCAAAAAUCAGAUUCACAUGUUAUGACAGAGAACAUCACAACAAAUAUGUGUAAUACUGAUUCAUUAGAAAUAUCAGGCUCUCACGAAAAAUCCAUGGAAGAUUCAUUAGUUGUUCCUAAAUGUGAAAGAACAGUAGAGAUGGGGAAAAAACCAAAGCAUGAACCUGUAGGCCCUUACCAGCCCAAGAACCCCGUGGGUAUUGAGUUUGUGACCCCCAAGUUUGGUUACUUUUGCGAGCUCUGCAACCUGUUCUACUUAAAAGAAGAGGUGGCGAAGGUUACUCACUGCAGCAGCUUGACACAUUACAAAAAAGUGAAGGAACACUAUAAUAGUGAAAUAAAUGAAUAAAAGAAUUUCAUAAGAAGAGUCAUUUUUAUACUGGAUGAUGAUUAUAAUAAGAAACGAGGCUUAUGAAACAUUGGAUUGCAUUGACUUUUGGUAUAUAAAUAUAUAUAUUUUUCCCUUGAAGAAGUCAACUUCAAGUUAUACUAUUUUGUCAGCAACAAUAUUGCUUAAAUUUAAGGACCAGUUAAUUGUGCUGUUGUAGGCUGUGAUUUAUUUUCUUUGUUUGUUUAUGCACCCCUAGAUUAUCUCGUUUAUUAUGUACAAUAUGCCUAUUUGUGUAGGUUAUUUGACUAGGUAACCAUGACUUUUGUUCAGUUUUGUGUGUGGGUUGCGUGGGUGGGCUGGUCAGUGAGGGGUUACUUAAUAUUGUUUCUACUGCGCAGUUUUAAUGUAAGUAGAAUACAAUAAACAAACUAAAAUCAAAUCAAAAUUCCUAAUUGU
This is a messenger RNA of Polypterus senegalus (gray bichir), 4378 nucleotides long. RefSeq names its product matrin-3-like. The record is from RefSeq and is a predicted model, not a curated record. Gene Ontology annotation, cellular component: nucleus. Lineage: Eukaryota; Metazoa; Chordata; Cladistia; Polypteriformes; Polypteridae. The transcript has 21 exons. The coding region runs from base 221 to 3940 and encodes 1239 amino acids. Gene Ontology annotation, molecular function: zinc ion binding; RNA binding.